AUGGAUCAAUUCGCUUAUCCCGCAAAUCCAAAGCAACAAACCAAAGAGAAGAAAAGGCUGAGUGAGGAGCAAGUGAGGCUAUUGGAAUGGAAUUUCAACUUCAAUAAGAAGUUGGACUCCGACCACAGGUCCCGCCUAGCACUUGAGCUCGGUAUCCUGCCUAGGCAAGUGGCGAUAUGGUACCAAAACAAGCGGGCGCGUGACAAAAUCCAAGGGCUAGAGAUGGAGCACAAGGGCUUGCAGAUGCAACUCGAGAGUGUGUUGAUCGAUAACUCGAGGCUUAGGAAGGAAGUAGAGAGACUCAAGGUGGGGAUAACUAGGGCCCAAGGUGCCACCAGGACCACCUGCACCUCUUUCAACUUUGGAGUCUCAUCACAUGUACGAGACCCGUUUUAUGAUUAGUAUUAAUGUGAUACAGAUCUUGAGUAUGAAAUAUUUUUUUCACGAUGCUAUAUUUUAUGUUAAGCUGAAUAUAAUAUAUAUCGUGAUAAAAAUGAAAAAAAUUACA
Messenger RNA from Salvia splendens (bonfire salvia), 508 nucleotides. Its product is annotated as homeobox-leucine zipper protein ATHB-52. Gene Ontology annotation, molecular function: sequence-specific DNA binding; DNA-binding transcription factor activity, RNA polymerase II-specific. The coding region runs from base 1 to 402 and encodes 133 amino acids. Gene Ontology annotation, cellular component: nucleus. NCBI's taxonomy places the organism in Eukaryota, Viridiplantae, Streptophyta, Magnoliopsida, Lamiales, Lamiaceae. The transcript has a single exon. The record is from RefSeq and is a predicted model, not a curated record. Gene Ontology annotation, biological process: positive regulation of DNA-templated transcription.